UGAACAACAAAGAGCCCUAAUCGCACUUUCAAGAUGAAGUUUAAUGCUUUGCUACUGAUGGUCUGCACGGCGCAGGCGCUUGCAGCAUCGGUGGACGACCGGAGAGGACUGGUCUCGUCUAAGAAGCUCCAAGAGAAGAUCACAACCAAGAAACUUAUGAGCAAUCUCGAGGCUCUCGACUCUAUUGCUAAGGCGAACAACGGCAACCGCGCUUUCGGUCUUUCCGGAUACGCUGCCAGCGUCAAGUACAUCCUUUCGAAGACAGAGAAGAACAAGCACUUCCACACAUGGGUCCAGGACUUCCCAGCCUUGUUUAACCGCAUCGACUCCAUCCAAUUCAGCGUUAGCAACACAUCAUACCAUGUGAUUGGCCUCUCCUACUCACCUUCAACCACCCCGGAGGGUUUGACACUGCCUCUCGUUCUUGGAGCUUCCGGACCAGAGGGAUGCAACAACGAAUCUUAUGACAAUCUCGACGUCGAAGGCAAAAUCGUACUUGUACAGCGCGGAACUUGCCCGGACGGCACCACUCUUGCGGGUCGCGUCAAGCCUGCUGUUGCUGCUGGAGCUUCUGCUGUCAUCAUUUACAGCGAUGUCACCACCAAUGUAACUGGUGGUACCCUCUCAGCACCGAAUCCGGAAGCAUACCGUCCUGCUGGAUACAUCAACAAGGUCGAUGGCGAGGCCCUUGUAGCUCGCCUCAAUGCCGGUGAAGCGGUCGAGGCUUAUUUCCAGCAGACUCAGACCGUUGAGACCAGAAUCACACAAAACGUAUUCACCGAGACCAAGGGCGGUGAUCCCAACAAUGUUAUCAUGCUAGGCGCUCAUCUGGACAGUGUCCAGGCAGGUGCAGGCAUUAAUGACGAUGGUUCCGGCACAACCCUGAUUCUUGAAAUCGCAAGAGCUCUUGAGGAGUUCGGAGUCAAGAACAAAGUCCGAUUCGGAUGGUGGGGAGCUGAAGAAAAUGGCCUUCUGGGAUCGAAAUAUUACACCCAGAACCUCAACGUGACAGAGAGGAACAACAUCCUCACAUAUCUCAACUUUGACAUGGUCUCUCGCGGUUACUUUGGUGUCUUUGAUGGUGAUGGCAGUAGCUUCAAUCUCACCGGUGCCCCGGGCUCUGACGCAAUCGAGAAGAUGUUUGUUGAGGACUUCACCAAGAAGGGUAUCAACGUCACCGCUGCUCGUUUCACUGGUGGCAGUGAUUACCAGUCAUUCAUGAACAUCGGAAAGCCUGUGGGAGGUCUGCACACCGGAACUGGCGUCGAGCAGGAUCCGUGCUACCACCAGGCCUGUGACACAAUCGACAACCCGAACCCACAGACGCUCACCAUCAACGCAAAAGCCGCUGCCCACGUGCUUUCAAUACUUGCUACAGAGGGUCAUGAGAUCAUCCCUAAGAGCCCUGCCAACGCCACCAUGCUGACUACGAGAAGCUUGGGAGGUAUCGAGCUACCAUGGACGGUACCCGCUGAUGGCGAGAGACACUUGUUGACAUGCGGCCAGGAAGUGUAAAGCGUAGCUUCCACCGACUCUGAGAGAUGGAAACAUGUGGUUCUCAAGUAAAAGUGCUGUUGAUGAUCAUAACGAAGUGACGAAGCGAGCACGACAUUGUUGUAGUAGUACGAGAGUCAAUAAAGACUAGCAGUGAUGAUAUGUCGCCUCCUGCUAGCAUCGCAUGUCUAGCGAGUGGAACUAGUAGCAGGAUAUUUUAGUACCUAGCUUACUAGAGCACGUUGAACGAUCUUCUCUG
Didymella exigua CBS 183.55 is the source of this 1753-nucleotide messenger RNA. RefSeq names its product Zn-dependent exopeptidase. The coding region runs from base 34 to 1515 and encodes 493 amino acids. The record is from RefSeq and is a predicted model, not a curated record. The transcript has 3 exons. Gene Ontology annotation, molecular function: metalloexopeptidase activity. Gene Ontology annotation, biological process: proteolysis. Lineage: Eukaryota; Fungi; Ascomycota; Dothideomycetes; Pleosporales; Didymellaceae.